ACUUUGGUGCCACCCUCACAGAUGAAAUGUGAGCCUGGGUGGUCAAGGACGCCAGAGAAGCUGCCUUUUGCUUGCCAGAGCCAGCACCUUUGGGCGGGACAAAACCCCAGCUGCCGCUCUGCCAGCCAAGGACCACUGGCGCCAGCUCCCCGCAGCUAACAGGCUUCUUCAGGGCUCUGGUUAGGGUCAUGGCCAGGCCUGCUCUGGACCCUGCUCUCGGCAGCACAGCCCUGUCCACCUAACAACCCAGUAUCCUCCUCUGCAGGGUUUCCUGGCUGCAGGGUUUCCUGGCCGUCCCUUUACUCCACCCUCUCUCAGGUCUACCCGUCUGUCCUACAGAGCAGCUUGGUGCCACCGGCUUGGAUGGACGUGCUGAGGCUGCCCCGGCGUCCUGGGGUCUUGCUUCCGAAGUUGGUUCUGCUCUUUGUCUACGCAGAGAAUUGCCUUGCUCAGUGCGGGAAAGACUGCAGGUCUUACUGCUGCGAUGGAAGCACCCCCUACUGUUGCUCCUACUAUGCCUACAUUGGAAACAUUCUUUCGGGCACUGCAAUUGCCGGUAUCGUGUUUGGAAUCGUGUUCAUCAUGGGAGUCAUUGCAGGAAUCGCCAUAUGUAUCUGCAUGUGCAUGAAGAAUAGCCGGGGGACCCGUGUGGGUGUCAUCAGAGCAGCCCACAUCAAUGCCAUCUCCUCUUAUCCUGUGGCGCCACCCCCCUAUACUUAUGACCACGAGAUGGAAUAUUGUACAGACUUGCCUCCACCAUACUCUCCGACCCCUCAAGCUUCAGCCCAGCGCUCCCCACCUCCUCCUUAUCCUGGAACUUCAAGGAAACAUUCCUCCUCCCACAACAGAAUAUGUGCUAAUUAGCAAUUUUUUGCCAGAACGGAAUGCCUUGAUUUAGUAACAUGUAAAGCAAAUGAUUGUCUACUGGUUAAGGACAGAUAAUAUCUCAGGCAGAAUGCCCAUGUGGAUACCAGGGUUUCUACCCUGCUCAGAGUUGACCCUACGUGUAGAUUUCUGCUUGGUUCUCUGCAGUCACAUAUUACAGGAUCUACUGAUCCACACAAGCACUAUCAGAUUAGAGCAAUGCGCUUGGCAGGCCCUCAGCUAAUCUUGCUGCUUUAGAACUACCUGAAGGAAAUUUUAACAUUGAACCUGGAAGAAAGAAGAAAAGAGGAUAGUCUGAAUUCUGUCAGGAAACAGGUGUAUUCCGUAUAGCUUUAGUAGAACAAUAAUUGCUCAUAAUUUUGUUUGUCCACACAUAAGCAUUAAGUGCCUUCAAGUCUAUUCUGUGUCGGCACCAUUAGAGGCACUGGAUGGAAGAAACCAGAAGGAACUUUUGGUUUUAGCACAGGCAUACCUCAUCUUGUUGCACUUUGCCCUUUUGCACUUUCCAGGUGUUGCAUUUUUUACACCAUGAAGGUUCAUGGUGACCUUGCACCAAACAAUAUCAUUCACCUAGCAGUAGGAGCUCACAUCCUAUCUUUGUAUCACAUUUGGUAAUUCUCACAAAAUUUCAAAUGCCAUUGUUGUUGUUAUUAUGUCUGCUAUGGUGAUCUGUGAUUGGCUAACAGUUGAUGCUGCCAUAGUAGUCUUCUGCUUUGUUUUGAACUCUGUCCCUAUAAGACAGCGAGCUUAGUACAUUCAUAAGUAUUGUGUGCACUGUGUCUGCUCCACUGAAAAACUCCUCCCCUUACCCUUUCUUUCUCCACCCUUCCCCUCUCUUUUCUGAGAACAGUAUUGAAAUUAGGCAUAUUAUUAAUCCAACAAUUAACUCUAAGUGUGGAAGCUAAAAGAAGAGGAAUGUAGCUCUUGCUUUAAACUCAAAGCUGGAAAUGAUUCAUCUCGGUGAGAAAGGCUUGGUCUGGGAUAGGCUGAAAGGUUGGUGUCUUAUACCAGUUCUAAACAUAAAUGGUAAACUAAGCUCCAAACAUAAAUGGGGAUUUCUUGAAGGAAACUAAACUUAUCUCUUUCCAAGCACGUGUAAAGAAAGAGACAGGUGACCCAUUGUUCAUAAGGAGGACUCUUUAGUGGUAUGGGUAGCAGAUCAAAACAUCCACAUUCCCUUAAGUCAUAAAGCUUAAUUCAGAGUUAGGACUGAACUCUCUUCCUCCUACAGAGGUGGGCAGGGGUGAAAAUGCUGUAAGAGAGAGAUUUGUAGGUCAAGAGAUCAGGUCCUGAAGUGAAGUAGAGGAGCUUCCUCUCCAACAGCAAAGUGUAGGCCUCAGCCUGUUCUCCCACAGACCAAGUUAGGAUUGCACAUAAAGAUAGUUACAAUAAAAUGAAGUCUAGAUGAAAGUAAAGGGCACUACUGUCGGUAGACAAGGCCUUUAGAACUUCCACACUCAGCAGAAAGAAGCCAUCCUAUCUCCAAAGCCUUGAAACAUAGGCUGCCUUUCUUGUUAGUGUCUACGACACAAAUGGCAACCUUCAGAUAAAGCCAAUACCCAAUGUUCAUUUACUAGACAAAAAUUCUUAAGAAUAUACUAAAUCUACUCAGUCUAUAUAUAGAACAAGCAAGUCAAUUUUCAAUGUAGUCUAAUGAAUAUUUUAAGCCAAGUGUUGGGAUUUACUGCUCAGGGGAAAACAAGAUUCAUUUCAAAAUGUUCCUACUCAUUGGCAAGGCACUGGUCAACCAAGAGCUCACAUGGAGAUGUAGAAGAGACAAAGAUGUUUUCAUGUUACUCAUGUUCAAGGCCUACUGUGUCCCAUAGACUAUGGGUAACUUCACGCUUCAAGCCUUACUACUUAAGAACUGUCUUUUAUAAGGUCAUAGCUGACAUAAAAAUGGGAUCUUCUGGAGGUUUGACAAAAUACAUUAGAGGCAUCCUGGAAAGAACUCGCCAUUGUACAAACCAUUAAAAUCAUCCAUGAUUCAUGAAAACAGAUCAGAAUGUCAAUAUUAAUAUUUAUCUGGAACAAGUUGCUUUUAACCCUCAUGCAUAAUUUUGGCAAUUUGAAGACUUUGGUGGAGGAAGAACCUACAGAUAUGGUAGAACCACAAAGGAGCCGAAUUAGAGAUAGAAUUUAAAGGUUUUUACUCAAUUACACCUUGUGAUAUCACUGCCAGAUGAACAAUUGCUCCUUAUGAGUGAGCCCUGAAAAGUGGUUUCUUUGGGUGAAAUAUACUCCUGGAGAAAGUGCUGUGGGCAGAGAUGACAUGAUAGUACAGGGUUGGCUUUUAAGUCAUUUGAUAAGUCAGCAGCAGAAUUGGAGAUGACUACUAAUUUGAAGGAAGAUACACUGUUUAUUAAAAGCUACCAAAGAGCAUCACAUGCUACAGAGAAGCCAUUUGUAGACAGCAGGCUUCACUGUCAUUUGAAGGAACUAACAGCCAUCCAGCUUCAGCAACCACCAGGCCUUUUAUCAGCCAUAAAAUAUUUUUAAUACAGGUGUAUACAAUACUUUGAAGAAACUUAAUAAAUGCAGUCUAAACAUAACUUUAAUGUGCGCUGGGAAAGCAGAAAGUGUUCUUUUGUGAAUUCUGUGAUUCUCUUGUGAAAUUUGCCUUACAAGAAACUCAGGCAGCUUCACUGGGGACAUGGAAGAAGUAUUGCUGAUAAGGGUAGAUGAUCAAACCAAUGCUGUCUCUAAGAUCCACCUGUAAAAAAUACAAACAGUUGCAGCAGGAUUAUUGUUGACUAUAAAUUUUGUGAAGAUCCCUGUCAUCCCAUUAAGAUUUCAAACAAAGUCUAGCUAUGCAGUAAAGAAAUAUUCUAGAAAGGAUUUCUAAAGAGCAGAUUAGUCCUUUCAACUUCAAUUUUUUUUUUGCUUAUGUUUUAGGAGGAUAUAAAAUGACCGGUUGUAUCUCCAGUAGAUUAAUCUUAUUCACUAAAUAAGAUUUGUGAAUCCACUAAAUAAUCUAAUUCAUUAAAUAAAAUAAAAGGUGCCCAACAGGUUCUGGGAGCUAAAAUCACCUUAAUUAUUACAAACCCCUCCUAAAAACCCCUUGGCUUUAGUCUUUAAUGUGAUGAAGUUGCUCUAACUGUGGAAUAAAUGUUGAGAACCAUGUUCCCAGAGAUUUUAUAUCAGUAAUAAAAUGCCAGAAUUUGACCAUAUACAACAGACUUUUUUAAAGGGGAAAAUAAAAUUUGAUUUCUUUCUAUAGAAAUAUGCUCAAAUGUAAUAGCCAAUUUUUUAUAUUUUAUAAACUUCAAAUAAUCUAUUCUUUUAGAAAAGUUACAUAAUUAAUGGAAAAAAUAAGGAGGCACCCUUAUCUUUUAUGCAAGUACAGAUUUUUAUGAAGUGCUUACCUUUGGAUGUAAAGGCAGUCAAUAAAUAAUUCAAAUGUGCUCUAGUCUACUGCCAGUGGCCUUAACAUUUGUAUUUUUAUGGCGGUCCUUCUGUGUAUGUUUAAACUGUUUGCUGAACACUGGGUAUAGAUGAUGAGACUUUUCUGUCUCUUUAAAAGGGAGCCUAAAACAUUUAAUACAAUAUCAUGAUUAUAAUUCAUUGACAUUCCAAAAUGACACUAAGAAACUUGACAAAUAACCAAAAGAAAUAGUUGGGGAAACACUAUGAGUGAGCAGUGGCUUUUAUUGUAACAAAUAUCUGUAUUAGAAAUGUGUUGAUCUGUCUGAACCUGGUCUGCAGUGAGGUAUUAAGGCUCGAUUUGUUUGGAAUGACUUGCUUGGCUUAGGCGAGGAUAAUCUUAGGAAGAUGAGAAGCCUUCAGGGGCUCCUGACUGUUCUGGUGAAAGGCUCCAUGUCUCGCAGGAAGUAUUAGCAUCGUGUUAACAGUCCACAAGCUUUAAUUUAUUUUUCCCAUGCAAAUGUGAUUAGUGUCUACUCUACAGCUAUAAUUCACAAUGCCAAACUCUCUGGGAUUUGAGCAUGUUGUUUGCAAAUGCACUACACGUUCCUAAGGAAAAAUGAAGAGGCAAGGCUGUUGAAAUGGAAUACUCAUCGACACGUUAAUGUAGAUCCACCCUGUGCCUCCUAUGGUCUGUAAGUAUUACCUGCCCAGAAACCAUUUCUGUCCACACCAUCUCUCUUCGAGUGGUUUAUGGCUUCCCCUAAGGUAUACCACAAGCCUAUACAUUUACAAUCGAUGAAGUAUUUUACUGUUUUUAUUUAGUGUUAUAAUACCAUAAACAAAUAUAUCAUUGAUGUUUAAAGUUCACUGAUGUAUAUGGAGGAAAACAAUAUUUGAUGUAAAAUUUCAGAUUAUAAUUAUUUAAAAACUAACAUUUGUCAUGGCUAAAUUGUUUAUUGUAAGGAAUAAAAUUAAAGAACUUAUUGUAGCAAGA
Messenger RNA from Myodes glareolus (Bank vole), 5245 nucleotides. It is a transcript of the gene Cyyr1, whose product is annotated as cysteine and tyrosine rich 1. Lineage: Eukaryota; Metazoa; Chordata; Mammalia; Rodentia; Cricetidae. The record is from RefSeq and is a predicted model, not a curated record.